Corvus hawaiiensis (hawaiian crow) is the source of this 1342-nucleotide messenger RNA. RefSeq names its product myosin light chain 3 (gene MYL3). Lineage: Eukaryota; Metazoa; Chordata; Aves; Passeriformes; Corvidae. The transcript has 7 exons. The coding region runs from base 68 to 649 and encodes 193 amino acids. The record is from RefSeq and is a predicted model, not a curated record. Gene Ontology annotation, cellular component: myosin II complex. Gene Ontology annotation, molecular function: calcium ion binding.
UUGUUCCGGCAGCAGCUCCCCUUCCCUGCCUUUCCGUCCCUCUCCUUCUCUCCUUCCUAAAUCAGCCAUGGCUCCCAAGAAGCCCGAGCCUAAGAAGGCCGAGCCUAAGAAGGAAGAACCCAAACCGGCGCCUAAACCGGCGGAACCGGAGCCCAAGAAAGAAGUGGAGUUUAACCCGGCUUCGGUCAAAGUGGAGUUCAGCCCUGACCAGAUCGAAGAAUUUAAGGAAGCGUUUUCCCUCUUCGACCGGACCCCCAAGUCAGAGAUGAAAAUCACCUACGCCCAGUGCGGAGACGUCCUGAGAGCUCUGGGGCAGAACCCGACCCAGGCCGAGGUCAUGAAAUUGCUCGGCAGACCCAAACCUGAAGAGAUGAACUCCAAGAUGAUCGACUUUGAGACCUUCCUGCCCAUGCUCCAGCACAUCUCCAAGACCAAGGACACCGGAACCUACGAGGAUUUCGUGGAAGGGCUCCGGGUGUUCGACAAGGAGGGGAACGGGACGGUCAUGGGAGCCGAGCUCCGCCACGUCCUGGCCACGCUGGGGGAGAGGCUGACUGAGGAGGAAGUGGAUAAAUUGAUGGCUGGGCAGGAAGAUGCCAACGGCUGCAUCAACUACGAAGCUUUUGUGAAGCACAUCAUGGCUAACUGAGCCCAGGACAAGGGAAGCGCCGGGAAUGCCGGAUGCCAGCCUUGGAUUUCGAUGUGCUGGAAUUUCUCCUCGUUUUUCAGCCCAGAUUCCCAUUCCAGAGCUCCAAAAUGUACCAAAAUCCCUAUUUUUUGGAUAUUUUUGUUUGUUUUGCCUUGUUCCUCCGUGGGAAAAGAGUGGAUCCUGUGGAGAUCCAAUGGAAAAAACCUGGAAUAUGAGCUAUGAAUCCCUGGGAAUUUCUCUAGGAUGCGGGAUAUAAACAGGAACACGAAACUGAGGGAAAGGGAGGAAUUUUUUUCGAUUCAAUCGAUCAAAAAAAUGAUUGAUCCCUUUUUCCAUCCCAAACUCCACCUUUUCCCUGUGUUUAUGGGAUACCAAUAUAAAUCCCAGGCGUGCAAGGAAUAUCCUUCAUCCUCAGGGGAAAACUGUAGAAUUCCCAGAAAUCAGCAACAAACAAAACCUUGCUGAUGCUUUUUUCUCUGCUUUGGAGGAUGGAAAACUACGGAUUUAAGAGGAAAAAUCCCAAAUGAAUGCAAAAUUUGCUAAACUCCAUCUUUUCUCCGUGAGGAUUCCUUCCCAUUCCAAUCUUUUCCCUAGGAAAAAAGGAAAAGUCUUCCCCAAAGGAAAAUUGGAAGUUCUUCAAAUAAACACAUCUUGGUCCUGGAGUUUUUGCAGUAAAAAAUGGGAUUUUCCGUG